GCCAUACAGCAAGAAAAAAAGAAAAGAAGAAAUGUUGAAGAGUUGCACCAAAAAGUUAGGGAAAAGUUAAGAAUAACAGAAGAGCAAUAUAGGAUAGAAGCUGAUGUGACAAAACAAAUGAAACUGGCUAUCAAAUCAGCGGAGGUGGAAUUGAAGACAGGAGGAAAUAAUUCAAAUCAGAUUUCUGAAACUGAUGAAAAAGAAGAAGACCUGCUGCAUGAAAACCUCUUGAUGCAAGAUGAAAUUGCCAGGCUCAGGCUGGAUAUAGACACAAUAAAAAACCAAAACCUGGAAAAGAAAUACUUAAAAGACUUUGAAAUUGUGAAAAGAAAGCAUGAAGACCUUCAAAAGGCUGUAAAACGGAGUGAGGAAACAUUAGCAAAAAUGAUUGCCUGUUAUAGUGGACAGCUUGCUGCUCUGACAGAUGAAAACACAACACUCCGUUCCAAUCUGGAGAAGCAAAGAGAGAGCAGGCAAAGACUGGAAACAGAAAUGCAAUCAUACCGUUGUAGACCGAAUGCUGCCCUAUGUGAUCGUGAUCAAAGUCACUCAUCAAAAAGAGACCAAGAGCUUGCUUUCCAGGGCACAGUAGAUAAAUGGUGUCAUUCACUGGACAAUUUUAAUUCUUGCGUUCUGAUUCUUUCUCAGCAAAUUUCUAAAGCUGAGAGUAAGUCCAGAGUCCUCAAAACUGAGCUCCAUUACACAAGAGAGGCUCUGAAAGAAAAGGCUUUGGUUUUUGAACACGUGCAAAGUGAGCUAAGGCAAAAACAGAGUCUAAUGGAGGACAUUGAAAAAAUGUACAAAAGUGGAUACGAUACAAUGGAAAAAUGCAUAGAAAAGCAGGAAAGAUUUUGUCAACUAAAAAAACAAAAUAUGUUGCUUCAACAGCAACUGGAUGAUGCUUGCAACAAAGCUGACAAUCAAGAAAAAGCAAUACUUAAUAUUCAAGCCAGAGGUGAUGCUAGAGUACAAAACCUUCAAGCUGAGUGCAGAAAGCGCCGUCUUUUACUAGAAGAAGACAAUAAAAUGUUGGUCAAUGAAUUGAAUCAUUUGAAAGAACAAGAAUGCCAAUAUGAAAAAGAGAAAGCAGAAAGAGAAGUAGCUGUGAGACAGCUUCAACAAAAACGAGAUGAUAUCUUAAACAAACAAUCAGCAACAGAAGCUUUGCUGGAUGCUUCAUCACGUGACUGCAUCUAUUUAGAAAAUGAGAUGCAGGAUUCAAGGAAGAAAUUAGGCCAGAUGAGAACUCAAUUUCAAGAAAUACGGGAUCAACUUAUAGCUACUAUAAGAUGUACUGAGGAGAUGGAAGGCGACGCACAAAAGCUUGAAGUAGAAAAUGCCAUGAUGAGAAAAACUAUUAAAAAUACAGGAUGACCAAAUUGAGCGGCUUGAGAAAAUCCUGCAGCAUUUAAGUUUGAUGCGGCAGGUGUUCAAGAGCUAGAUGAAGAUAUGGACAUUUAUGGAAUUACAGAGCCCCCUCUACAUUGAGCACAAGACAGUGACGAAUCCACAUUCUUCAGCCAGAAAGUCACCUCUGAGAGCCAAAUGCCUGACGAUAGACAGGAGAGUCAGAGAAUGAUAACGACAUCUCAGGAAAAUUGUGAAAAUAAUCAGCAACCAUAUGUGGAUAACCCUUUCAAA
Messenger RNA from Nomascus leucogenys (northern white-cheeked gibbon), 1641 nucleotides. Its product is annotated as ankyrin repeat domain-containing protein 36B-like. The record is from RefSeq and is a predicted model, not a curated record. Bases 118 to 1374 code for a protein of 418 amino acids. The transcript has 7 exons. NCBI's taxonomy places the organism in Eukaryota, Metazoa, Chordata, Mammalia, Primates, Hylobatidae.